Acaulospora morrowiae is the source of this 895-nucleotide messenger RNA. The record is from the annotation of a GenBank genome assembly. NCBI's taxonomy places the organism in Eukaryota, Fungi, Glomeromycota, Glomeromycetes, Diversisporales, Acaulosporaceae.
CCGAAAAGACGUGGUCGUUCUCAAAAACCACGACCUAUCGUUCCCGCUGGCCCUCUACCCAAUCAGCAGCCGGCGAUUUCCUCUCAGGUUCAACCGCAAUCUUCGACUACAAAUGACACUCCGGUGUUUGUGCAAUAUGUAAUUCCAACGAGUAACAACAGUGGCAUCGUCGAUGCGAGUUCUCAUUUGCCGCCUGCAUCGAAAUCUUCGCACGCAACUAGACCUCGAAAAAAUAGUUCUGUUGGUGGUGGCAAUGUUCCCUCUGCCCCAAAACGCCCUAGAAAGCAAAAGGAUAAUAGUAAUGUUUCGGUAAAUGGCAUUCACGUUACUGGGGAGGAGAAUAAGAAUAAUAAACAGUUCCCAGAUUCCCUUCAAUUACCUCCCGCGGUUAUCAAUAAUUCCGAAGGUUCCCUUUCCUCUUCAUUCGCGACAAUGUCCACUAGCCUUGGAACUUCGACAAUUCCAAACCGUAAGCGUGAGCAUCCUGCGCCAAGCCCACCAAGAAAUACUUCUGCAAAGUCCUCACCUUCACAUAUGGAAGCCGUCUUUAUUCUACAAUCGCUCAAAGAGGGUGAAGGGUCAAAGAGUCCCCCCACUGAGGUUUUCGCGAGUCCCUCUGCCACUCCGAAAAUUGUUGGCGUAAAGGAGGAGGUUACCAAACAAGUUUCUGAAGAGCCAAAGGUCGAUCAAUUCGAAAAUUUGGUUGCGACAAAAGUUCGAGAACUAUCACUUGACGAAAUCGAUCAAUUUAAAGGAAAGGAGGACGUUACUGUCAAAUCACCAUUGAUUCUUUCCGAGGAUCUCGCAAAAAAUUCGAGGAACGGCGGGGCCGUCAAAUCAACUUCGACCCCUAAUAAAACGAAAAAGAAAGGUUUCAACGGUGGCAAUAAUAGUC